This is a messenger RNA of Pedinophyceae sp. YPF-701, 1266 nucleotides long. NCBI's taxonomy places the organism in Eukaryota, Viridiplantae, Chlorophyta, Pedinophyceae. The record is from the annotation of a GenBank genome assembly.
AUGUCCGUCUGCACGUGCCCGUUUGGCCGCAUUGCGGCCGCAGGGGCGUCGUUCAUCGGCGCCGGGCUGGCGGGGCUUGCCACCACGUGGCAUUUGGUGGACGUCGCGUCGAAACGCGGCCUCAACGCCGUCACAGUCGACCUCUACGACGCCAAGGGCAUCGGCGCGGGCGCAAGCGGCGCCGCAGCGGGCCUGCUGCACGCGUACGGCCCAAGAGGCAAAGUGCUCUGGCGCGGACCGGAGGCGUUCGACGCGGCACGGACGCUGCUGCGCGCCGCCGGUGCGCACGGAGAGGACCCUGUGCGUGCGCGCCACGGGCUCGUGCGUCCGGCGUCGGGGCGGCGGAAUGCGGAGCAGCUGUGGCGGAACUUGGGCGUGCCGGUGGACGGCGGCGACGGGGUGGGCGAGGCGCGGGCGGCGCGGUGCGUGUCGCUCGAGCAGCUGGCGGCGCUGAUGCCGAGCGGGGGCGCGACGGUCGGUGCCGCGCUGCGGCUCCCGGCGCCCACGUGCGCGGAGGAGGUGGGGGGUCUUUUGGUGCCAGACGGACUGGUGGUGUCGCCGCAGGUGUACAUGGCGGGGCUGUGGGAGGCGUGCGUGGCGCUCGCGGGCGGUGCGGGCGCGGCGGUGCGGCUCGUUGAGGCAGAGGUGGGGUCUGUUGCUGAGAUGGGGGGGGAGUAUGACGCGGUGGUGGUGGCGGCUGGGGCGGCGAUGGGCUCCGUGGCGGAGGCGAGGGGGGCCUUCCCGCUGCGGUUCUGCCAGGGGUUCUCGAUCGAGCUGGCCGGCGCGGGGCGCGCUGGCGCAGGCCGCGAGUACCCGGGGGGCUCUCCGAGCGUUCUAGGGUCAUACUACGUCGCCGAGCACGACCGCGACCGCGUGGUCGUCGGGGCGACGAAGGACAACGACGCGACCGCGGCCGACGCGGGGCCGGAGGCGGCGGCGGUGGGGGUGUUGCGCGGCAAGGCCGAGGGCAUCUGGUCGGACCUGGCGGACUGGGACGUCGCGCUGCUGCGAUCGGGCGUCCGCGCGCUGUCGCCCAAGACGCACCUGGGAACGCUGCCCAUGGCGGGGCGCGUGGGGCAGGUUGCGGGCGGGACCGAGGUGUGGGCGGUGACGGGGCUCGGGGCGCGGGGGUUCCUGUACCAUGCGAUCCUGGGGAAGUGGCUGGCGCAGGCGGUGCUGGAUCGCGACCCCGGGGCGUUGCCUGAGGAGCUGCGAGUGUGGCAGGGCAGGGGCGCGACGCACGAGGGGGCGCUGGCGAAGCGGUGA